AUGGAUGCUUGCAACGCUGGAAUUACCCCCACCCAAUCUCACAAACUUCUCUUCUUUCAUCUUUGCUUCAUGAUUUCCACUUUCUUCUUCCUAAUAUUCCCUUCUGCAACUUCAUUGUCCUUCAACUUCACCACCUUUGAACCAAAUAAUGGUCAAAUUUCCUUUGAAGGAGACGCUCGAUAUUCUUCUGAUGAUGGCAUCGAACUGACCAGAAACAAGAAGGACAAAUCAAUGGAUUCUAGUUGGGGUCGAGCCAUAUAUAAAGAGCAGUUGUGUCUCUGGGAUCAUAACUCCAGAAAUCUAACUGAUUUCACUACCAACUUCUCCUUUGUCAUUGAUUCACUUCACAACAGUACAUAUGCUGAUGGCCUCACCUUCUUCCUUAACGGCACCCAAUUGCCUUUAUAUGUGUCGGGAGAAAACCUUGGUCUCACGAAGGAUAACGUGACAAAUACAACUGCAAUUCGUUUUGUCGCAGUGGAGUUUGAUACAUUUUCGAACACGGGAAAAAGGGAUCCGGUGAGUGAUCAUGUUGGAAUUGAUAUUAACUCCAUAAUAUCUGUCAAAACAGUGAACUGGUCCAGCAAUAUAAAGGAAGGAAAGCUAAAUCAUGUUUCCAUCCGUUAUACUUCUAGUUCACAAAAUCUGAGUGUUGUUCUAAUUACUGAGUUAAUGGACGAUAAAACUACCUCCCAAAGCCUCUCCUACAAAGUUGAUCUGAGGGAAUACUUGCCAGAAUUCGUUACUAUUGGCUUCUCAGGCGCAACAGGAAAAUUAUUCCAGAUAAACAACGUUUUCUCGUGGAAUUUCAGUUCAACUUUGCAACCUCCCAACCCUGUAGAACCAGGUGAUGGAAAGAAAACAGGAUUUGUGGUGGGAUUCAGUGUUUGUUCAUUUCUUGUGGUGUGUGGGUUGGGAUUGGUUGGGCAUCACUUGCGGAAGAAGAGGAAUAGUGGGGGAGAAGAAGAUGGUACUGACUCUGACAUAGCCAUGGACGAAGACUUUGAGAAGGGUACUGGACCUAGGAAGUUUUCCUUUGAUGAAUUGGCUCUUGCAACCAGUAACUUUGCAGAGGAGGAAAAGCUUGGAGAGGGAGGGUUCGGUGGGGUCUAUAGAGGCUUCUUGAGGGAACUGAACACUUACGUUGCAGUUAAGAGAGUAUCGAGGGGGUCCAAACAAGGGAUAAAGGAGUAUGCAUCUGAAGUGAAGAUCAUCAGUCGAUUGAGGCAUCGAAACUUGGUGCAGCUCAUGGGCUGGUGCCAUAAAAAAAGAGAGCUCCUAUUGGUAUAUGAGCUCAUGCCAAAUGGUAACUUAAGCUCCUGUCUUUUGGACGAAAAAACCCCGCUAACAUGGGCAAUGAGGUAUAAAAUUGCUCUUGGCUUGGCCUCCUCGUUGCUCUACCUACAUGAAGAAUGGGAACAAUGUGUGGUACAUAGGGAUAUCAAAUCAAGUAAUGUGAUGUUGGACUCUGAUUUCAAGGCCAAGCUUGGAGAUUUUGGACUAGCCAGGCUUGUUGAUCAUAGCAAAGGGUCACAAACCACAGUUUUAGCUGGAACCAUGGGGUACAUGGCUCCUGAAUGUCUCCUGACAGGCAAGGCCAGCAAGGAAACUGAUGUCUAUAGUUUUGGGAUUGUUGCCUUAGAAAUCUGCUGUGGGAGAAGACCUGUGGAACCAAAAGCUAAAGAGAAGCAGAUCAGAUUGGUAGAAUGGGUGUGGGACCUCUAUGGAGUAGGAAAGCUUGUUGAUGCCGCUGAUCCAAGACUAUCGGAUGAUUUUGAUGAAGAACAAAUGGAACGAUUGAUGAUUGUUGGGCUUUGGUGUGCUCACCCAGACUGCAAUCUUCGACCAUCAAUAAGGCAAGCAAUUAAUGUCCUUAAUUCUGAAGCUUCACUGCCUCUUCUUCCUUUAAAAAUGCCUGUGCCAAUGUAUUGUUCUCCUCAAGUGCUACAAACAAUAUCGUGUGGCGCGCCCAUUUCUGAGAGGAGCCACACCCAGUAUUCCAACUUCUCAAAUAGCACAACCUCAUCAUGA
Molecule: messenger RNA, 2031 nt
Organism: Vitis riparia (riverbank grape)
Lineage: Eukaryota; Viridiplantae; Streptophyta; Magnoliopsida; Vitales; Vitaceae
Product: L-type lectin-domain containing receptor kinase IX.1-like
Exons: 1
Coding region: 1-2031 (676 amino acids)
Biological process (GO): protein phosphorylation
Cellular component (GO): plasma membrane
Molecular function (GO): protein kinase activity; ATP binding; carbohydrate binding
Source: RefSeq, a predicted model, not a curated record